Messenger RNA from Misgurnus anguillicaudatus (oriental weatherfish), 1768 nucleotides. It is a transcript of the gene evx1, whose product is annotated as even-skipped homeobox 1. Gene Ontology annotation, biological process: regulation of transcription by RNA polymerase II. NCBI's taxonomy places the organism in Eukaryota, Metazoa, Chordata, Actinopteri, Cypriniformes, Cobitidae. Gene Ontology annotation, molecular function: DNA-binding transcription factor activity, RNA polymerase II-specific; RNA polymerase II cis-regulatory region sequence-specific DNA binding. Gene Ontology annotation, cellular component: nucleus. The record is from RefSeq and is a predicted model, not a curated record.
GAAAUAUAGAUUUGGUCAGCUAUUGUUCUACUUCGUGUUAAGCUAAUGUUAUGUGUGGAGUAGCCUUAAAUUCACCUCUGUCUCUACUCUCCCGCUGUUUAUUCACCCCAUAUCGACGCGUGGCGUCACUGAGCUAUCUAUUAUGACGACUGCCCUAUUAAGAAUGACAGCGCUGGAGGAGAGAGAGGGCAAUGGUGAUCCCUCCCAGAGCUCGUGCAGCACUCUCGAGCGAUUGCAUCGCACAGCUCAUCGUCUGCGUUUGUUGUCUAACCAAGCUCUAUCAAACUUGGCUACCUGCUUAGUCUAUCGGUUAUGGACAGCUGUAAGGACAUGUUGAUGCGCGCUGAGGGUGGUCAGAUUGGCAAAACUGGCUCUAAUUUUUCGGAAGGUACUGGAGACCCCAUGCGCGAGCACACGGACAAACCGAUUCGCCAGAACAGCCUAAGCCCCUGUCCCGUAUCUUAUUCGCGGAAUCUUGAUGAAACAAUAAAGGGACAUCGUAGCGCAAAGUGCGGGGAUGUGGGACUGGAUAGCAAGCCAUCUACGACGGACAGAGAGCUGUCAGAUAUUCAUAACAAAGAGACGAGCAGCUCAGAUGCGGAAUCAGACCUCUACGAAGAAAUAGAUGUCAGCUGUACCCCUGAGAGCAUGGACUAUCCGAGUGGACAAGGACUGGAGACAAACUCGCCGAACCACGUUAAAGAACUCGGCAUGGACAACAGUAAGUUGGGUUCAGGCCCCGGGGCUCUCAGCUAUGGUUCUGACCAGAUGAGACGUUAUCGAACAGCCUUCACGAGAGAGCAGAUAGCACGACUGGAGAAAGAGUUUUACCGGGAAAAUUACGUGUCCAGGCCACGAAGAUGCGAGUUGGCGGCUGCCCUAAAUUUACCGGAAACAACAAUAAAGGUUUGGUUUCAAAACCGUCGCAUGAAGGACAAGAGACAGCGGCUGGCCAUGACUUGGCCGCAUCCCGCGGACCCCGCCUUUUACACCUAUAUGAUGAGCCAUGCUGCAGCCACAGGCAGCCUGCCCUAUCCAUUUCAAUCACACCUUCCCCUACCUUACUAUUCUCCUCUAAGCGGUGUCACUGCAGGUUCAGCAUCUGCCACCGGUGGUCCAUUCACCAACCCUUUGCGCUCGCUGGACAGUUUUCGGGUUCUUUCCCAUCCGUACCCUCGUCCUGACCUGCUGUGCGCUUUCAGACACCCAUCACUGUACCCCAGCCCGGGUCAUGGGCUUGGUCCUGGGGGAAGCCCAUGCUCCUGCCUUGCCUGUCAUGCUGCCAGUCAGACAAACGGGCUCCAACAGAGGUCUAACAACGCAGACUUCUCUUGUUCGCCCACGACCCGGACUGAGGCCUUCCUUACGUUCUCGCCCGCAGUUCUCAGCAAAUCAUCUUCAGUUUCUUUGGACCAGCGUGAGGAAGUACCAUUGACAAGAUAAGACGAUAUCAAGGGCUACGAAUUCUCCAGGCACUAUCAAGAAAAACUUUGGGAACUUUGGCAAUAUUUAAUUAACAAUUUAACGCAUUAAUGACCCAAAGUACUCUGUGCAACACAAAAGCAAUCUGCUUUUUAAUGAGGUUUCAAAACUGUGAAUAGUUCCAGUUAAGAAGCUAAGCUUAUCAUGCAAGAAAAGCCUACUUUACCACUGACAGGCCACGGACAUCUUGCUGAAAAUAAUCUUUGGAUAAAGUAGCCUAGAUGUUCAAAACAGAGAUAUCGUAUUAAAGCAAUUACAUAUGAAGUAAAACAUUUUAACAAAAAUA